This is a messenger RNA of Teleopsis dalmanni, 1193 nucleotides long. Its product is annotated as trypsin delta-like. Bases 101 to 1093 code for a protein of 330 amino acids. The record is from RefSeq and is a predicted model, not a curated record. The transcript is spliced from 4 exons. Gene Ontology annotation, molecular function: serine-type endopeptidase activity. Gene Ontology annotation, biological process: proteolysis. NCBI's taxonomy places the organism in Eukaryota, Metazoa, Arthropoda, Insecta, Diptera, Diopsidae.
AGAAACAGUUGUAAAGUAGAGUUUUCUUGAGGUGGUCAACAACGGUUCCAACAGUGCAAUUUUAUUCUAAGGAAAUUUUUUAAAGAAAUAUAUUCGCGAAAUGUUCCUUAAAAUGAGUGGGGGCCUUAUGGCAGUCUUUCUGCUUGUGUUCUUGGCAGUGAAUUUUGAAAGUGUUAAUUCAAUGAAAUUAAUAGAUUCCCGCAUGAUGUUAGGUAGUGUGCCUACAAAUACAACAAAGAACUACACGACUUAUAUGGCAUCCAUUAGAUUGAAAUCUGCAGAAGAGACACAAGGAUUUGGUUAUGGUUAUAUAUGCGAUGGUGUCAUUAUUUCAGAAAAUCUUAUAUUAACAACAACAAGUUGUCUUCUAACUAGCACCGAUGCUAAUGCAACGGUACGUGAUGUUAGUGAAUUUCUUGUUGUGGUCGGUAAUAUAUAUCGUUAUAACAACGAUUCUUCAACUCUAGAAUUUGACGUUAUUAAUCUUUCUACACAUGAUGAUUUUAAUUCCACUUCUUUGGAGAAUGAUAUUGCUAUUUUAAAAUUGAAUGCUAGUAUACCUUCGAACUGGGCUACAGCACAAACAAUUCCAUUGGGUACAGCCGAAGUUCCUGAGAGUACCCAAUGUGUGGUUACCAGCUGGCAAAGUCAAAUAGGACCGACAGUUCAAUUGAAAACGCAAAUUUCGUUGGAGUAUGUCAAUAUAAAAAAUAAUACGGGUUGUUUCAGUAGUGGAACGCCUGUUGCAAGCUUAGGCAAUGAUUUACCAGGAUCAAUGAUCUGUGCUGCUGCUGUUGAUGGUGAGGGGCUUUUGAGCAAUUGUGGUGGAGAUAGCGGUGCUCCAUUGGUUUGCGAUGAUGCACUUAUCGGUAUUGUGUCUUGGGGUAAUGGCUGCAAUUUUGUUGGACCGUUCCCUGGUGUAUACACCAAUGUAACAUACUUCAAUAGUUGGAUUCAAUACACAAGUUUAGAACUGAAUGGCGGUGGAAUUGAGGUCACAACCGAGCAUGGAGAUGGUGCUACAAGUGUUUUAAAUCAGUCCAAAUAUGGUGUGCUGAUAGUAAUGCUUUUAGCAUUAUUUAUGCGUAAUUAAAGAUACUUUUUGCAUUUAUUGCUAUACAAAGUACAAUAUUUAAUUUAAUUUUUUAUUCAUAAUAUAAACAAUAUUUAUUACUGAGUUUAGAAAAAAAUAU